Messenger RNA from Salvelinus fontinalis (brook trout), 5183 nucleotides. It is a transcript of the gene kitlga, whose product is annotated as kit ligand a. Bases 283 to 1107 code for a protein of 274 amino acids. The record is from RefSeq and is a predicted model, not a curated record. Gene Ontology annotation, biological process: cell adhesion; positive regulation of cell population proliferation. NCBI's taxonomy places the organism in Eukaryota, Metazoa, Chordata, Actinopteri, Salmoniformes, Salmonidae. The transcript has 10 exons. Gene Ontology annotation, molecular function: cytokine activity; stem cell factor receptor binding. Gene Ontology annotation, cellular component: plasma membrane.
AAAAUGGGUUUCCCUGUCAAAAAAAGCCACCAACUCACUAUGAUCUCGCAGUAUCCGUUAAUGCGCUCCCUAUGAUGUGUAUAUUUGGAUACCAUACCUAUCAUCAACAGAGCUCAUUGCAGCAGUUUUAUAAGGUUUAAGAUUAUUUUCCCUGCUUGGAUACUAGGCUACUGACUAGGGCAUUGGAUAUGUGCACACGGUAUGAUGAAAACCCCUUUCCUCCCCGCAGAAGUAAGAUAAAAUAGGGUUUCGCUUACAUUGGAUUUACUCCUCUCAUUCCAUAUGAAGAAGCCAAAAAUUUGGAUACGCAUCUGUGUCCAUUUAUUGCUGUGCAUCACACUUGGAGUCCAGUCAAGUGAAUUUGGAAACACUGUGACAGAUGACAUCACAAGCAUUUCACUAUUGAAACAAAAUAUACCUAAAGAUUACAAGAUUCCUGUGACAUACGUUCCGAAAGAAGUGGGUGGAAUGUGUUGGGUAGCGCUAAACGUUUUCCACUUGGAACUCAGUUUACGAGGAUUAGCAGACAAGUUUGGAAGCAUUUCGUCCAACAAAUAUAAUAUCAGCAUAUUGAUCGAAAUGCUGAAAGAGACAAGAUAUCACAUGAAGAACUUGGAGGCGAUCACGUAUGAUUUUGAGUGCCACUACAGAAAUGAGCAAUGGCAGACAGGACACUAUUUUCAUUUUGUCGAAGAUUUUUUAAAAACGGCCCGUUUGAAUAGAGAUUUGCCAGAAGAAUGUGAUCCACCUCCCUGUCCCACAGCAACAAUGGCUACGACAAUAACAACACAAUACCCCACAUCAGUCAACUAUCCUGCCAUAGGAACAGAAUUCAACAUGUCAGCACCAGACUCCGAAACCUGGAACGAGCCUCUGAGAUUCCUGCCAGAAGUAGUGGAGAGAAGCCUCCUGUCACUACUUGUCAUUCCUAUUGCAGCCGUUGUGUUUCUGUUUGCGUGGAAGGUGAAAUCCAGAAGGAACCAACAUCAGUCAGAUGAACGGAACUCAGUGGAAGGAGGCCUUUUCACAGGACCAGAAGGGACUUUGGCACCUCCACUAGAGGAACCAUCUGAAAAGAACAGAUUGAACAUCAUUGAGACAGUGUAAUUCUUCAAAUCCUUGGAAAUUGGUGUACAGAGCAAUCGUCUGAGAAUGAGAAAGGAAACAAGCAAACAUAAAACUGCAUUUCUUAUGGAUUUUUGAGGUGAAAGACUUGCUUCUUUCCUGUCUAGAAAUUGCCAGUUCUCACAUACUAGAACCAGAGAAUGACAUUGCAUAGAAAAUCUUUGUUUUUCUUACAAGAAUAUUAACCCGUAGUCUACUAUCAAAUUUUGUCCGAAGAAGCUGAAAAGGAGACCGGAUUGUCAUGGAAACAUCUAGAGGCGCCAAUAACAGUCUAAAUAUGACUCUAAUCACCCAUAACUUCUGUAAAAUACAGUAAACUUUACGGGACAAAGUUGGUUUCACAAGCACUCCCAUUUGCACUUUGUGUGGGUUUGGCUGGAGUGUAGAUACCAGAUCUACUCAAGAAUGGGCCAGAAAACAAACUCCUACAAAUGGCUUUCUUUUUUUCGAAGAACCCUUUUUGAUUCCAGGUAGAACUCUUUUGGGUUCCAUGUAGAACCCUUUCCACAGAGGACUGAAAAAGAAAUGACUACCUCUAGUCGCCCUCACUUUCCUCAUCUUCUUCUCAGCAGCAUUCUACUCCCUUUCCAUCUUCAUCUGGGUCUCCAUUGGACAUUCCCUGAGAACAAAUGUUGAAAUUAGUUAGCUAGAAAUAUUCUCAGAUCUAAGCAUCUGUUUUGUUUCAUGUUUUUGGCCGUGUAUGUACCGAAUGGAUGAGGUUGUGUGAUUUAUUUAUUUAUUUACUCAGAAUGCUGACAGCACCAUGUUGCUUCGGUUGAAAAAAACUAAACAGACAAUGAUUCAGCUUAUCUAUAAAAAUACUAAAUGAGCAGGAAAAGGUCUACAAGGGCGCAUUAUAACCCAUUCUUCUGCCAUGCAUUAAGUCCUCAUAAGCAGCACAUAAGCAUGUAUGAACACGUGCAUUAUCUAUAUUAUUAAGACAGCCAUAGAGGGAUGUACAUAUGAGUGUAUGAUGGUGUGGUUAAUUGCUUAUGAAUGGGUUGUACAAAAGGCUUUGGUUGGAGGUGUAAAUGUACAAAAAAAUUGCUGCUUUGACUAACUUACAUUUUACCCAUUAUAUACAUUAAGAAUUCUCCCUAUAGCAAUCAAUGGUCAAGCAAGGGUAGAUACUACAUAUCCAUAUUGAUUUAGAUAAAACGUUUAAGGGGUCUGAUAACUCUCGGUGUUUCUAUGCUCUCAAUGCACAAGAAAGAGGUGGACUAGCAUUAAGUAAACCAGCACAGUAUCAGAUUCUGGAGACUGAGAUUAACCACGUGUAUCAUCAAUUACAGUAUAACUCGGCUCUGGUAUAUUGCAGCUUAACCACCCAUAAGGUAUUUUCUGUAUGUUGCAUGUAAACAACUGUAUUACAGUUCAACAACAUGUUAAGGUGGCUCAAAGCUAUGAAUUCAAGGUGAGUUCAAACAUUUUCUUUUUACUUUUCACUCCAAAUCAAAUAUCAUUUUAUUCGUCACAUGCUUCGUAAACAACAGGUGUAGACAAUCAGUGAAAUGCUUACAGCUCGUCUUAGUGCCAGCAGCGGUUUAUGGUGGUAAAUAAACAGCUACGAAAAUAUAGAGCACCCUUUUGAAUUGUGUUUCAAAUAGCUGUUAGUAGCCUAUACAGCAAGUGAACUAAGAGAUUCAUUUCUCAAACAAGUCUAAUUACAAAACCCUGAAUAUAACAACGUUUUUUGAGAGGACCAGCAUCUAAAAUGUACCAUGAUUUAGAAAAGUGAUAUGAUCUGUGAGGAGAGUGUCUGACAAUGAAUCCAGAGAGGAUGCAUUCCAUGAUUCAGAGAUGUAUCACUGUAACUAUUAUAGAAAUUAGAAGAGUACGUAGGAAAAUAUUGGCAUUUUUGCACAAUUCAGUUGCCAUCUUAGGCAUGAUGAAAAUUGCCCAAUCCAUGACAUUAUGCAAUUGCAUAAAUGCAAGCUCUCAAAUAAGCAUGGACUGCUAUUAUUGACAUACGUUGGCAAAGAGAGAGAACUUAAACCUUGUGUAUUAAGUUAGCCAAUGCAAGCUUAACUUUACUUGUACCAAUACAUGCAUUCCCUCACUUUCGCCUUUUGGCGUUCUCACCCCUUGUACCUUGUACACUCCUGGUUUUGUGCCUUGUUUGGAUUGAUGUUGUUGACUCCAUCAUGAAUACAAGUGAUACAUUCAAAUAUAGCAUUAUGCUGUUUGAUCCAAGAGCAGUUAGAUCAUUGUUUUAUGCACAGUAUUUUGUGUAUGACAUUUCACAAACUCACCAGGAGACAACACAGUAAUGGCGACAAACCACUGACUAAAAAACCAACAUGGCGGACAAGAGACCAUGUCAUCAAUAGGUGUUGGUUGUCUCUCAGUGACCAUGAACCAAUGGGAUAGAUAGACCAGUCUGCUAAAAAGUGUUGUAGACAAAACCUAGAGAAGAGUGUCGCAUCAUUGCCCAGCUGGUUUAAUGAUCUCCGACCAAUGGAAAUGACCUCUUACUCAUGUUGUCUUUGUGGCACCUCUACGUUAACCCAUUACCCUUAUUCCAAUGCAUAAUUAUCACUCUAAUUCAAACAAAUGGACCCUAAGCCUAAGUGAAAGCCAUUUUAAAUAUCAGGACGCACAUUAGUUAAAGCAAUAACCCUUUUCAUUUGAACACUAAUACUCCACAACACUAAGCUCUUAUAAAUCAAUUCUACACUAAAUAACAUGUGACAGAAGAAUGCAUUCAAACUCCAAAUUGCAAUUCUGUCUGCAUGUAAUGUUUUAGGUGUUGUACUUUGUAUAGGAAACGGUUCCACUGGUAAAACCUGUUUACUUCAUCAAGUGUAUUUGGGGAAUUUGCCUAUUGGACUUUUCUCUUAGAAGAGUAUUUAUAGUGCAAAAUGGAGUGAAUGUUAAAAAAAAUACCACAUUGGUGUUCAUAUAGUUCUGAGCAAAAGUGUCAAUUUCAGCAUGAGUAGCUGAAAACGCUUGGUGUGAUUAACUGUUGUUUUGUUGUAUUAAAGCUUUAAGAUAAUUAUUUUAUCCCCAAAAUAAAUGACUUUAUAUUAGGGCUGUCAGAGUUAAUCACUUGACUUGAGUAAAAAAAAUCUAAUGUAAGGACAAUUUGUUUUUAAAUCAUGAUUAAUCGCAUUGUCAGUAAUUAUUCAGAAUACAAUGAAAACGUCCAAAAUACAUAAUAUAUACAGCUAAAAACAAACAAUGUGAUGUCAAAACAAGUUGACAAUGAGGUUAAAAGAAAGUGUGCUUUAUCAAGUUACUUGAUUUUGCUAACCGUUAUUUUGGACAAAAUCAAGACGACAAUGCUUUUUGUAUAACAAUUGAGCAAAUUAUGAAUUUACGAUUAAUCACAGCAAAUCCAGCGAUUAACUAGAUUUUUUAUUUUUAUCGUUUGACAGCCCUACUUUGUAAUAAGCAUCGUGAUACAUUGAAAAAUGAAACAUUUUUUUAUUGCCACAACAAAAACAGUAUGUACGCUUCUAAAGAGUCAACUAAGUUUUGCGGGUGUUUUACAUAUUGUAUGAAUGUUGUGAUGAGUUGAAACAUGGUUUAAGCUGUGAACAGAAAUGUGGUGGCAUCCCCCAUUUUCCUGUCUGUCUUUAGAGCCUAUGAGCACACAGAGAUAGUCAUUGUCCCAAAUGGCACCCCAUUACCCUAUAUAAUUCACUACUUUUGACCAGGGCCCAUAGGGCUCAGGCCAGGAGUAGUGAACUAUAUAUGGAAUAAUAGGGUGCUACCGUGUUGAAAAGAGCAAGAGCCCUGAAGAACUGUUCUGGUAUCAGUUAUAUGUUGUUUUACUUAUUUUGGUUGAAAUUAGUUGAUCUCUGAACAGUGGUUUUGGUCUCUAGCUUAGUGUCCCACUAUAAAAAUACAAUUCCAUAUUUCUAAUUAUAUAAUUGGAAUUCUGUGUUCCACUCUUAAAGGGGCAACACACAGGCGUGUAGGCAGGAAGUUAAUCUGGGUGCCAAAAGAAAACAUCAUUCCGACCCAGGCAAACGCUGGGCAACACUACUGUAUUUUUGUAUAAAUGUAAACAAAUGUAUAUGAUGAGAUAUGAAUAAAGUACACAUAUCCAAAUA